Molecule: messenger RNA, 1774 nt
Organism: Pecten maximus
Lineage: Eukaryota; Metazoa; Mollusca; Bivalvia; Pectinida; Pectinidae
Exons: 3
Coding region: 580-1413 (277 amino acids)
Source: RefSeq, a predicted model, not a curated record
GACACACCGCAUCUUUUUAUUGAAGGAGUAUAUGCAUAUCGUGUCGCUUUAAAAUGGUCAGAGCGAGAAAUUAUUUAAACUGUAUAGUGUAAUAGUUAAGAUGUCCUGACUGAGGGAAUAUCUGGGUUUUAUUUCACAAGUGAGUAUUUAACAAGCUUUAUAAACCAGUCGGUGCAAAUAUUGCGAUUGUGAAAGAAAAUUUGAGGACAACGUGUUUUGAUUUCAUUCACAAAUGGAGAACUCACCUGUAGCUCACAGCUAAAUUCGAAUCUCAUCCCGACGAAACAUUUAGUAGGUAUUUGCAUACGCAAAUCAGCAUAGUGUACGACACAUCUCUAUGGAUUACAUAAAUUGACCUUUGUCUGAACAAAAUUAAGGGAUUGCUUAACCAGCCAGAACGGGAUUUAACGCAUACCAAUAAAUGAAUGCAAAUAAUGUUAAAACAUUCAGAAAUGGGAUAAUUUGGUGGUGAAAACGGUGUCUAGAUUGAUUGAGAAGAUUCAUAUUCAGAAGCAAUACUAGUUGUAUAGAGACUGCCGGGAUUAUCUUGUAAAAUUUCUAACCAAUAUCCGAAUAACAAUGGCAAUGACGAUUGGUUUUUUCAAGAUUACCAUUGUUAUGUUCUGUUGCGUGAUAAACAAUACGAACAUUGCAUCUGCCAAUUGUUCUUCGACACCAGUACAUCUGGCCAGGUUUGCACAGAAAAAUAAGACUCUAAACGGAUAUACAUAUCGGCAAGUUAGCCAUAUUCUCAACGUCCAUUUAUGCGCCGAGCAAUGUCUUCUCCAUCGAAUGUGCCGCUCAAUCAACUACAACCGUGACCUUGACCUUUGCGAUUUGAACUCUGAAGACCAUCUCAGCAAACCGCAGUCGUUGUCCCUAUCCGUGACGUCACACUACUAUAUCAUCGAUGGGUGGCCUGAGUUUUUCCUGGGUGGAUGCCAAAAUCACACGUGCUCUGAAACGCACGUGUGCGUGGUUCUAUUCCAAGGACUAAGCCCCACAUACACCUGUAUAAAAUAUGACCUUACCUCUACCACUCCAGUGGCAUAUACGAUUGGGUGUACCAAUGUAUUUCCGGCGAUAACAGAAGUGGUUGUCAAUUCCGUAACCGUGAGGUUUUCUCCUAUGGCCUGCGUGUAUUCGCCGGGAAUAACGCUUACAACAUUUCUCCACAGCUACCGGGACAGCACACUUGAUUGGUUCAAUUUCAGGCCGGUAAUAGAGGGCUGUGCAGGCCUGGCUCAUACCAGCUCGUUUAAAUAUUUUGGAAUCGAGUUUUUUGGGGAGUGCUGGGCAGAUACAGCUUUCGUAGAGGCGUCCCAUACUAAAAUACCUGCUGAUGAAUGUCACGCAAAAACUUAUCUUCAAGCAGGAAUUGCGAAUGUUAUUUGCGUGUAUGAAAUUUUGUAAUUUCUAAUGUUGAUUGCAAGGUCAAGAAGGUCAUUCAUAAUGGCACCACCAAUGUGUUACGUCAGUAGAAAAGGACAUUUUGAAGUCGGUUCGCAAAAAUUCCCAACGGCAAUGCUACAAUUUCUGUGGGUGGCCCCGCCUUCCCUGGUCAACAUCUUCAUAAAUGGAUCCUAUAUAUAGGUACACGCGCAGUGGUUGCUGGGACUGUCGUUUGUCAAUCAAUGUAUUAGCUCUACCACAAUUUGACACAGGCAUACGUUUAUUUUGUUGUCCGUUAUAAUAAUGCCAGUGCACCGUAAAUCACGUGAACAUUUAUCAUGUUACUUGUAAGCAGAUUAAAAUAAAUCAUUCUCAAACAAUA